Daldinia vernicosa is the source of this 1580-nucleotide messenger RNA. RefSeq names its product sure-like protein. Bases 203 to 1096 code for a protein of 297 amino acids. NCBI's taxonomy places the organism in Eukaryota, Fungi, Ascomycota, Sordariomycetes, Xylariales, Hypoxylaceae. Gene Ontology annotation, molecular function: nucleotidase activity. The record is from RefSeq and is a predicted model, not a curated record. The transcript has 2 exons.
CUUGUCAAGGUUUGUGAUUGGCUGUUAUAAUUCAAUGAAAGUCCCGGGGAUGUCAGGGGUCGAUUGCGAACGGGUAUGACUUUCUUAAUGCGGCUUGCGUCAAUGCGACAAACAAGAUAGAUAUUUAAAUGAGCACACGGCCCCAUGUUGUUAAUCAAAUGGAGAUCUCCAGUCGUUCGUUGAUUAAAUCCUCAUUCCAAAAAUGCGUGCCCAACUCCUGACAUCCGUAUUGCUCGCCCUGGGCGCCCACGGCAUACGCAUCCUCCAGUCAAACGACGACGGUUGGGCAGAGCAAUAUAUUCGGGUCCUGCAUGACAAGCUGAACAACGCUGGCCACGAUGUCAUUUUGUCAGCACCAGCUGAAAAUAAGUCUGGUACAGGGUCUCUUGACGUGGGGCCAUCACCGCGCACCUCAGCUUGUGAAUACGAUAGCUGCCCUGCGGGCAGCGCCGCCACGGGUAACAAUGCGACGAACCUACGAUUAAGCUGGGUAAAUUCAUUCCCAGUUACUUCCGCUCGCUUUGGAGUCGAAACGUUUGGUCCUCAGCUGUGGGACGGACAAGCCCCAGAGCUCGUGGUCUCUGGGCCGAAUGUGGGAAGCAACCUGUACCUCGAAGUACAGUUCUCCGGAACCGUUGGUAUAGCCGUCUACGCGACUCACGAUGUCGGCAUCCCGGCCAUCGCCUUCUCCGGCGCUUCGGACGGCAGACUUGCGUUUGACGCGCCUGUGGAAACGCGAAGCAUUGUAUAUGCGCAACUGGCAACGCAGUUCACGAAUGCGGUCAUCGACUCUGGUGUGCCGUACCUUCCCGAGGACGUGUUCCUGAACGUGAACUUCCCCAAGGUCACGGAAGAGUGCACCGACCCGACCAAGUUUAAGUGGGUUUUGAGCCGUAUCAACCCCGGCACAUUCUCGGAGCCCGAUGUCAAGACCUGCGGUAUCACCAGAUUACCAACGGAGUCGAGCGUGGUCGGUGCUGAUGGCUGUCUAAUUUCCGUCAGUGUGGGAGACUCGAAGGAUAAGACGACCGCACCAGCUGAGAAGCAGGCCGUUAUAUUAGAGAAGUUGCGUGGGCUACUGAGUUGUAUGGAGUAAUAGCACCCUUGGCUGCGCCUGGGACAAUAUUCGCGUAUAUAUUUGCAAUUUUACAAGCUGUAUUUCUGGAAAUCGACGAUGGACUGUAUAUUAUGGUGUGUACCUGAGUUGUGUCUUUGUUUCUAGAUCUUGCGUGCAGCAUAUGCCUUUCUAUGUUUCUAUGGGGGAAAAUUCGAGUUUAGAACCUCCCUUUUUUUGUCGAAUCCGUUUUGUCUUCUGGGAUUUUAAAGGUUUGGUAGAUCGCGAGUGUCGAGCUUUUCAGGGGUAGAGAAGACGUGUAUAGAAGUCCUUAGAGUGGAAGGGAUCUUCGAAGGAAUAGGAUUGGCAUCGUGAGCAGUAACUUCGGCGAAGGCUUUGCCCAUGCGCAUGAUCAUGUACCCUCUCUAUGAGGACUCAUUAGCAUAGAUACCCCCGAACGUUAUAACAUCCCGUAGUGUACCUUAGCAUGCUAAUAGACGAGGUAAUUUAGAAUAGAAAAGCUUAC